CCUCCACUCUUUCUCCUUCUCUUCAGUCAUGUCGCCGAUUCCAAAUUUUGAAGAUAUUAGCCAGUCUGUGUUUUUGAUACCCUACAGCUCUUUGGAUGACGGUCCUGAAGAAGAAAACGAGACGGAUUUGCGAGAGGCUCGUGAUGUCCUUGAAAAUGAUCUUGAGCAUGGCGAUAUCUUGAGGUGGGAGGCGUAUCAAUCCGCCUGGGCAAAAUGUCUUGACAAGCUUCAAACUAUCAUCCAGAAACUACAUGAGCCCGUUGUUGAGGCUAUUGCUGAAGAAAUCAAAAACGCGUACACGGAAACCUUUCCUGGGCUGCCAUAUCCUGAACUGCCUACCAUAACGAUAUCUAACCCUGCUGGUGGGACGUCGUUUCUCAAUGAACUCACCAACCAGCUCGAUCGCUCGAACGACGAAGCUGACCCUAGCUCAUUCGUCACACACCUGCAUCCUGCAGAAUGCUCCAAUAUCAUGGCCGGAAUGAAAAUGUUGAUCACCGGCUUUAUAGACAGGCCACCGGAUAAAGCAAAAACCCAAUUCAAAAGGAAACCAGCCACUUCGCUUGCAAACUAUGACAUUAAUCUUCUUAAUGCAUGGUUCGCGGCCGUUCGGAAUGACCGAGAACAGCGCAAUGCAAAAGUGCCGAGUCUAGUUGCGGUUUUGCACGACUUUGAGCAAUUUAACCCUUCUGUAAUGCAAGACAUUAUCGACAUCUGCAGUCUUCACAUCCCUCAACUUCCCCUUGUUUUCGUCAUGGCUCUCUCAUCGGCUCAAUCUCCUUCGUACCUGCAUGUUACGUAUCCUCGCUCGACUCUGGCGGUUCUACGGAUUAGGCAAUUCCACGUACCUUUCGGCUUGCAUGCCCUUGAAGAAAUGUUGCGGCAGACUUUCUUUACCACCACCUUCGACCCCGAUGUUAUGCUUGGUCCUGCCGCUCUCGGCUUCAUAGUUGACUACUACUCUCGAUACAAUUCCUCGUUGGAUUCCUUAUUGAACAUGUUCCAGCUCGUUUACUUGAAACAUUUCAUGAUCAACCCACUGUCUCCAUUAGUGAAGACUACUCCUGCGGCAGACAUACUAUCGGCAGUGGCAUCCUACUCCUUUGUAGAUACACUAUUUGGUCGGUUGUGCACCACCAAAACUUCAGAUGCCUGGCGUGAGAAACCACUGCCUACGUUGAUAAUAGCAGUCGAUGAAGCUCGCGAGGUUUUCAAUGCUUGCAUCAGGAAAUCGCGGCUCGGCUUCGAAUUAAUGAUAGUCGUCAACACAUCCUUGGCGAGCUUAGGAUACAAGAGUGUCGAACCGGAUGCGCAUCAUAGUACUGCUUUGUUAAGAAUUGCCAUUGAUCUUGUUAAAGGGCGAGCUACAAAGCACAUUGAGAUGCUAAGUUCUCUCAUCAGAAAACUGAAGUUCUCCGAAGUAUCAUCCUUCUUGGAUACCUUGCGGACCUAUUACCGCGAUGCACCCGCCCAUAUUCGGGACCAAGAGGGGAAGCACAAAGAACACAUUGACCAUUUCAUCGCUGGCUUACCACAAGAGGGCGAUGAUCAGUAUUCCGAGAAGAUGCGGCAGCUUGCCAUUGAUAUAGGAGAUUGGUUACUUAAUUAUCUUGAUGAACUUGUGCAGCCCCUUGAGGAACUCCCCCUAUGGGAAGUCUGGUCCACAGGUCAAACACCAUUUCCAAUGGAGCUCAUGAAUCCAUCGAUACGAGCUUCCACCGUCUCCGGUCUGCUCCGCUCCCAUGAGUUUAGCGAUUCCGCCAAAAAGCCGGAAGAAACGAAUCUAUGGGACCUUCCGGAUACUGGCAUUCUUUUCCAGCGAUAUCUAGAUAGUGGGAAGAUGAUCAACGUCUAUGACUGGUUUGAUUCUUUCCAGUCGGUUCUGGAGACUCAGCGCAGGGAGACCUCGGGUCCCAGAAAGGGGUCCCCGAGAAAACGAGGGAAGAAGAGUGUUGGUGGAGGCAAUGAGGGCAAGUGGAAAUUGCAGGUUCAGGCUAGAUUCAUCCGCGCAUUGCAUGAGCUUGAUUAUCUGGGUUUCGUAAAGCACACAGGGAGGAAGGCUGAUCAUGUUAUUAGGACCGUGUUCGAUGUUUGCGAUACGUAAUAUUG
Messenger RNA from Guyanagaster necrorhizus, 2109 nucleotides. RefSeq lists its product as uncharacterized. Gene Ontology annotation, biological process: DNA replication; DNA replication initiation. The record is from RefSeq and is a predicted model, not a curated record. Gene Ontology annotation, cellular component: nuclear origin of replication recognition complex; nuclear pre-replicative complex; DNA replication preinitiation complex. The coding region runs from base 29 to 2104 and encodes 691 amino acids. The transcript is spliced from 13 exons. NCBI's taxonomy places the organism in Eukaryota, Fungi, Basidiomycota, Agaricomycetes, Agaricales, Physalacriaceae. Gene Ontology annotation, molecular function: DNA replication origin binding.